Messenger RNA from Thlaspi arvense, 1179 nucleotides. The record is from the annotation of a GenBank genome assembly. NCBI's taxonomy places the organism in Eukaryota, Viridiplantae, Streptophyta, Magnoliopsida, Brassicales, Brassicaceae.
AUGGCCAUAAUUCUCCGUUCAGAUCCGCUCUCUCGGAUCCAUCCACAGCCCCAAACCCUAGAAAUCGACCACUUCGAUCACCUCCCCGAUUCCAUCCUCCUCCUUGUUUUCAACAAGAUCGGCGAUGUUAAGGCCCUUGGUCGAUGCUGCGUUGUUUCCAAGAGGUUCCAUUCACUAGUUCCCCAGGUCGAAAAUGUCGUCGUUCGCGUUGAUUGCGUUAUCUCCGACGACGAAUCUUCCUCUCUCUCUUCUGAUAAGCCUCGAUCCGUCGCCGCCGGUCCUUUCUCCGCCAUCUUCCGCCUCGUUUUCGGGGGCAUUUUCAAGCCGUUACAAGCCUUGGGUCAGUUCCUCGGCACGAAGCGUUCUUCUGGGUCUUCUACAUCAUCUUCGUCCUCUUCCUUGUCUAUUAGUGGAGGAGAAGACGGAGAGAUCGAACAAGGCGGCGUAACUCACCAUUCCCCAACCCAGGUUCUGAAAAACUUCGAAGAGAUUCGGUUCCUCCGCAUCGAGCUCCCCAGCGGCGAAUUGGGGAUCGACGACGGAGUUUUACUGAAGUGGAGAGCGGAAUUCGGAUCCACCCUCGAGAAUUGCGUGAUUCUCGGAGCUUCCUCCGUGAUCCAGGCGAACCCUGCGAGGAAUUCGAAUUCGCAGCCUCAGGAUACUCCCGUUGACCUCACCACCAGCAACAACGCCGUGGUGGAAGACAACGGGAGCAUACCGGAAUCGUUCUACACAAACGGAGGGCUUAAGCUUCGUGUUGUAUGGACGAUUAGCUCCUUGAUCGCUGCAUCCGCGAGACACUACUUGCUUCAGCCGAUCAUCGCAGAGCACAAGACCCUUGACAGUUUAGUGCUCACGGAUACAGAUGGUCAGGGAGUGCUUUGUAUGAACAGAGACCAGCUAGAAGAAUUGAGGGUGAAGCCAUUGUCAGCUUCUUCGGCUUCCAAGAGGACCCUUGUACCGGCUCUGAACAUGAGGCUAUGGUAUGCUCCUACCUUGGAGUUGCCAGACGGAACAGUGUUGAAAGGAGCGACAUUGGUGGCUAUAAGACCCAGCGAGUCGAAGAAAGAGGUGUGUGAUGUCUCGUGGGUGUCUUCUGCGUUCGAUGAGCCUUACGGGAUAGCUGCAAAGAUGCUGGUCAAGAGAAGGACCUACUGUCUUGAAAUGAAUUCGUUCUAA